This is a messenger RNA of Sitophilus oryzae (rice weevil), 1182 nucleotides long. Its product is annotated as major royal jelly protein 1-like. The coding region runs from base 58 to 1182 and encodes 374 amino acids. Gene Ontology annotation, cellular component: extracellular region. NCBI's taxonomy places the organism in Eukaryota, Metazoa, Arthropoda, Insecta, Coleoptera, Curculionidae. The record is from RefSeq and is a predicted model, not a curated record. The transcript is spliced from 2 exons.
CAUACUCUAGAAACGAUUAUACUAUUUGUCUCAAAAUAUAGAUUGUACACGCUGUCAAUGAUGUUGAAACUGUUAGUAGUCAUCAGCAUUUUGUUAGCCACAUUCACAGAAUGUUUAACAGAAAAUCAAGUUUUAGACCUGACUUUUAAGUUAUCCGGAAACGAUUUAGCCUUUCCUUGCACAAGCACCAAAAACAUAUACGCCAACACCGGAAGAUGGGUUCCAAAAAACGUUAUACCCACUAGAAUUCAAAUAUACAAAGAUCAAGCUAUCGUGGCUCUACCUAGAUAUCGUCCUGGAGUCCCCUUCACCGUUGGUAGUUUUCCUUUGACUGCUAAACCAGGACGAGUUGCAUUAGAACCUUUCCCUUGCUGGAGUAUCCAAGAGGAAGGCAACUGUAAUGCCAUUCAAAAUGCUAUCGAUAUGGUUCUGGAUCCGUUGGAUAAUUUGUGGGUUUUGGAUUUAGGCAUUUGUAAUACACUAGAGCAACCAAUCAAGAGAUGUUCUCCUAAAGUAUGGGGUAUCAACGCAGAAACAGGUGAAGUGGUGAAAAGUAUCAAUUUAGAACCUUUUGUUACUGCAGAGAGUCGUAUUCAGUAUUUGGUAGUAGACUUCUCACCAGAAGGAGUACCGUUUGCUUAUGUAUCUGAUGCUGGAUCCUCUGCCAUAAUAGUUAUCAACGUCCAAUCUGGUACAGGGUUCAGAGUUAUCUUGCCUAGUCCUAUAAAAGAUAGUGCCCAAAUUAAAGAUAUUUUAUACCUUCAACUAGCAAGAACAACAUCUGGAAAUGUUCUAUACUUCAGUUAUUUAUCUUCUCCGGCUUUGUUCUCUAUCAAAGCAAGUUCACUACAAACCGGUCAAGCAGAUGGUGCUAUAGUACAUGCCGGUACCAAGCCUCCUGGUACACAAAUAGUAUUUUUGGGAACAGAUAAUGGAUCUGGUCUACUUUUCAGAUACAAAGGAGAUUCCGAUAUUUACAUUUGGAACUCGAACAAGCCUUUUAUACCGGACAAUUUCAUUUUGGCGCAACGUGGAGGGUACUGCAGAAUGGCAACACAAGUGGUACCUGGAUGGAAGAAACUGAUGUGGGUCAUCGAAAGUAAUUUCCACGAUUAUAUUACUUCUACUACAGGUUGUCUUGGAGCAAAUGUGGUUGUAUAUCCCUUAAUUAACACAGAAUAA